UCGACGAAGGUGGGGAAGAACAAAAUCCGUUAUCAGUCAUACUUUUUGCUGCUGUGGUGUUUGUUGUGUGCUUUAGCGAAUAUUUUUGUGAGUGAAUUAUUCUUAUUCGAUUUAAUAUUUAACAAUACAGUGAUUUUUUUGUGAUAUUGUUUUACUGCGAUGGUGUAAUUUAGGCGUCCUGUGUUCAUUUUCUGGUCAUCAAUUAAUUUUUUGAGAUAGCUGUAACUGUUCCUGUUGUGAAGAAUCGAAUUUGUACAAGAAAUGGGCAAUCCGACGGAAUUACGUUCACUGGCCGCGAAAUCUUCAUGUAUACAAUUGGUGUACGAAUGGGCCAGCCGUGAAAUGUUUGCAAUCAAUAUUUGGAAAAAGGAAAAAGACUACGGUACAUGCCCGGAUCACGAACGGUUCGUUUGGCAACUGAACGAAAUGCAACUGCCUGAAAGCUCAGUGAUCCCGAAUUUGGUUCUCGACCAAAUCGAAUACCAUAUGACGUCGAUUUUGAACCAAGUUACCGAAUGGAUCUGCUACCAUCAUCGUAAAAAUUUCUUCCACGAUGAACCGGCAUCUCUGUUGAAAGAAUACCUGCUGAAAUUGAUUUGGAAACCGGAUCGAUCGAUCGACUACGCAGCUACCGCGAAAAACGUGUUGGCUGGCUCGAAUUUUAACGCCAUGGAGAAGUACAGAUUCGCUUGCACGUAUUGUUUUUCGGAGGAAGUAUGCAAUUUGAGAGAUAUGGCUGAGGUAACGAUAGAUUGGUGUUUCGAAACAGAGCCUUUGCUGGUUUAUUGGAGCAAAUGCUUGGCCAAUCAGUUGCAUACGAUAACUUUACCGGCGAACGAUUCAAUCGAGGAGAUCGUGUUUGCUAAAGCUCUGAAUGAAUACGAUCUUUGGCAGCCCAUAAAGUACUUUUUUGAAAAAUCGAACUCCGGCGCUAGAUUAUCGCAGUGUAACGACGUUUUCUCGCACAAAGAUGGAAAAUAUCAACAAGAACUACUGGCUGUACUGAACGAAUGCGAAAAAUGUUCGGUGUACCAGGCUAAUCUGGCAAAAAUCCUCGAAAAUUACAGAAAGAUGAAAAAUUUCGAAGGUAUUCGACAGAUAUACUUCGAAUUGAAAGGCAUGUUGAGUUUCAAGCAGUUCGCUCUAAUUAUCGAAGACUUGGUCCGCUUGUCGACGGAUACCGGUCACCGUAUCAACGAUACACAAUUACUAAUGGAAAUUUGGAACGAUGCCAGCGACGAAUAUAAACACCGGGUAGUAUCAACUGGCUUGCGAACCAUUCUCGGCAACAUGUGGGGCUGGGGCUGGGUAUAUGCGGCCGCAGCAGACGACGUUGACGAUUUGGACAAUCCUUUGGUGUUUAUUCGGGCCUUGGCUGACGUGUACGAACCGCGAAAUUUCCUCAAGGCGCAUUUUUAUUGGCUGGUACUCUGGCAAUCGUUAACUUUUAUGCUCAAACUAGUCGACGUGUAUCAAUUUAGCGCCGAAGAUGUUGCGGAUGAAUUAAAGUGGGAUACUCGACAAAUGGAUUACGUGUUUUUGGAAUAUUUGAGGGGUGGCGAUUUUGACGAAAUUAGCCGUUUUUUUUCGUUUUGUUAUUCCGAUGAUAACGCGAGCAAAAUCGCGUAUCAGAAAAGAUUUUUAAUAGAUUAUUCGGGCUCAUUUGAUUCCGUGUUGUGGCACGUCGAUUGGAGAAUAUUUCACGAAUUCGUCAAGAACGUGUUUCGCAACACCGAAGACGGAUUCGUGUCUUCCUACACUACCAAAAUGAUGCAACACGUUUUAGAGGAAAAUAUAGCAUAUCUGAUGGAAACGAUGUAUAGAGAAGAAGCAAACGUCGUCGACUUCUUGAAAUGUAUCGAAGCUUUUGUACCACACCACGAGAAUUUAUCUCGAGCAAAGACGACUUGCAUUGACGAAAUUUCCUGGUAUCUUCAUAAUGAUUGUCAUCCCAUUUUUAAGGAGACACAGAUCGAAGAAAUGCUGAUUUGGUGCUACGGAAGUGAGACAGGUGUUGCCCAAUUCAAAGAGAAAAUCAGCGUUUCUAAAUGUUUCAUUAAUCAGUUGGAUAGCUGCGCCGAAGGAAACACUUUCAAAGCGACUGAUUCUAUGGAGGAAUUUUUGCGCUGGUAUUACCCCCUCGAUAAUGAAAGGAAAGCUUUUAAAUUGAAAAUGAUUCACUCGUACGGUAAAUUUGAAGCGAUCGGGGGAUUGCUAAAACAGAGAAUGUAUCGUCGACGUAUGUUGAAUUGGUUUUUUGAAAACGACGCCUGUAAAAUAAAGGAAUUUAUCACUAAAAUAUACGUGUAGGUUUGUCAAAACUGUAGUCGAUGGUUGGUUGAAUUUUUGAAUUUUUUUCUAAUAUUGUAACGUGUAGUUUAUUUUUUUUCUGUAAUUGUAAAAUAUUUUUUUCAAUUCUAAUUGUAACCAAUCGUAAUAAAUGGCGAUGUGUUUGCUAGAA
Planococcus citri (citrus mealybug) is the source of this 2461-nucleotide messenger RNA. RefSeq lists its product as uncharacterized. The transcript has 2 exons. Lineage: Eukaryota; Metazoa; Arthropoda; Insecta; Hemiptera; Pseudococcidae. The record is from RefSeq and is a predicted model, not a curated record. Bases 262 to 2310 code for a protein of 682 amino acids.